Messenger RNA from Coregonus sp. 'balchen', 8351 nucleotides. The record is from the annotation of a GenBank genome assembly. Lineage: Eukaryota; Metazoa; Chordata; Actinopteri; Salmoniformes; Salmonidae.
AUGGAUGCCAUCAAGAAGAAGAUGCAGAUGCUUAAGCUCGACAAGGAGAAUGCCUUGGACAGAGCUGAGGGAGCCGAGGGAGACAAGAAGGCAGCAGAGGACAAGAGCAAACAGGUCGGCAUUUUAUUUGGAAAAUCAAAAUGAUCCUAGAAAAAGCACCCGAAUAGCUGUGGCUCUGUGCGCCACUGUCUCUAAACAUGGACCACCUCUACAAUGUGGAUUUAUCACUUUUACGGAUCAUUCCAAAUAAGGAGUAUUAAAGUUAUAUAUAUGAAUAACUUUUCACAACUGGUAGGCUAAUUAGUGACGUGCGUAUGAAUUAUUGAAAUCAUUUUGUGAAUAAUUAUGUCCAUUUCACUUAUUGAUGGGUGGAUGGAGUUGUAUUACUGUAGCCUUAUUAAUUAUACGUGGGAAAAUAUUUGCGUAUAGAAAACUGUAGGGUAAUUAUAAGUGGGAAUUAUAGAAUAAUUACUGUAAUGGGGAAUACUGCUGUAGUGGGGAAUAUGGAUAGGCUAUUGAGAAACAUGUAGGCUAUACUUUCAGCAUAAUUGCAAUAGUAUUAUCACUUGUUUCAGAUGUUCUAUUCACCUAAAUAAAAUGUUGUCCUUUAUGCAUGUGUAGUUAGAGGAUGAAAUAAGUGAAUUGGAAAAGAAAUUGCGGAUCACCGAAGAUGAGAGAGAUAAAGUGCUUGAUGAAUUCCAAGCCGCCGAGGAAAAGAUGCUGAGCGCCGAGGAGGUGGCCACCAAGGUAUUUUGUGUGGCUCGCAUGAUUUUCCCUAACUUCUCUAUUCUCUCUCCCUUUCGUUUGUCUGCGCUCUUGUGCCUUGUGUGCGCUCACGCCCUCUGUUUCACGCUGAUCACCCCUGUGAAACUAUCCACACUUAAACACACCUCAGCUCGAGGAUGACUUGGUAGCUCUGCAGAAGAAGCUGAAGGGAACAGAGGAUGAGUUGGACAAGUACUCUGAGUCUCUUAAGGAUGCCCAGGAGAAACUUGAGCUGGCUGAGAAGAAAGCCACCGAUGUAAGUAAAGGGCACAAAAUCACAAUUCCUGCACACUGCUUCCCACAUCUUUACUGUCUCACAGAUCAAACUGUAAAAUAUGUAAAAAUGACAGUGUAACAUGAGAGGCCUUUAUUCUGUCUCAUCACUUGGUCUAAAGUCCAUUCUCAGAUAACCAAAUGUAGGUAGAAUACCGUGUAGCUGUGGUGCACCUGUCCAGCCCUAUAUGUCUAUGGGCCAACUGGAAAGUAGUCUAUUAUGCUAUAUAUAUAAUAUUUAAAUCACAUAAACAAUCAUGAUAUCGUGCCAGAUAUUGUUGAACUGUCAUUUUAUAUAUUUUGUUUAUGUUUGUGUUUGUGUUUGUUUGUCUGUUAUCAAAGAUCACAAGUCACCUAAGUCAUAUCAACCUAAAAAACUGUUUUCUUGUGUUUGAAUGUCUCCACAUUUGAGAUGGCCACAUAUGAUACCCCCAAGCUAUACGCUACAUCAAUGUAAGACAGUAAAUCAGAUUAUUCUCUACAGCUCCCUAAGAGGGGACAUUUAUGAGUGUAAACUGAAUUAGUUAAAAGUGCAGUUUCCAAGAAGAGAGCAAGCUCAGCGCAGGGAUAAAUAUAACUCACUUCUUUAUAUGGUCAAUGGUCAAGUUAGACUGAGCUUACUUCUUUGGGCUGUUCUUGCAACAGACUACAGUAAAUUAGAUUUUCCUCUGAACAUGUAAUUUUUUGUUCCUAUAAUUGUUGUUUUGAGGUCAGUUUAGUUAAACCCAUGGGCUACCAAGAGUGUAAUUUGACUUCAUGCGGGGAAACUUGAAAUUAGGGACAUACUCCAUAAAAUGGAAAACUAUGCCAAAUAUGUGUGUCUGUAGAUUCAUGUGUGACACAAGGAGCUGCAUCCAGGGGCAGAAGAAAAGUAUAAAAUACAUAGGCUGGAAUCCAAGGCUAAGUAAAGAUUAACAAAGAAAAAACAUUAGCAAAAAUCAAUCAUGAAGAGGUAAUCAAAUUAAAUGUGACAUUCAGUUGACAAUUGAUUUUCAUUUUUUGAAAGUGUCCAUAGGGUAGCCUACAUCUCAAUAGAUUGAAGGGACUUCCUAUGCUCAUCUCCUUUCCUUUAUCUGCAUUGAUAUAAUAUAGUUAAACUGGUGAAAGUAAAUUCAUGUAAGGCAUUUACCAUUGUGCUUUCAUCUAUCCUAUGAUUUCAUAUCACUGCAAAUGAAGGAAAAGAGAUCAGAAAAGAAACCACUUGUUGAACUCCUUGAGUAAGAUUCUACAAAUGGAUAUAGAGGGACUCCUCUUGGGGCUAUUUAGGAACUACAGUCUGAAAAUCUUUUCAGUCCCAUGUGUACUUUAUAGAUAACACCAGCAGAUGGUGCUAUAUGCCAGUGCACAGUAGCCUACCUGAGGAACGCUUAUAAUAACAAGGCGUGUCCUUAUCAUUACUGUAUGUCUACCACAUAUACACUUUUUAUUAUGACCAAAUGUUGUUUGACCAUUAUUAUAUUACGAAAACAACGAAAUAAAUAUUUGUUUGUAUACUUUUCAAGAUAUUUUCGUUUGUUGUAGCCUUGGAAUUGUCUAUGAAAACAAGGUUACUUCCGGUGUAAUGUUCAGUUAUUGCUGUGUGCGUCCACACAGACGACUCGAGUAUCGCGGGCAGCCUCUCUCGUACAUUUCAGGGUGUCGUUGCGUUCCAUGUCCAUUCCAAAGAAAGUCUUAAAAACGUAGUUUUCUUAGUAAGUUGACAUAAUGGCAGGUAUAGCAUCCUUGGAGGCGGUUAAACGGAAAAUAAAAACCUUGCAACAGCAGGCUGACGGCGCCGAAGAGAGAGCUGAAAGACUACAGAGAGAAUUGGGCUUGGAGAGGAAAGCCAGAGAAUCAGUAAGCAUGUCUUAAAAUAGAUGCAAAGUUGUAAAAUUGCUUCAAAAUGUUUAUCAAGUGCAACAAUUAUAUAUUCAUUUUGCAAUGUUUAAUGUCCGAGGGAGUUGCACAGCCUAUACAAAUUCAUGGUGAACACGCAACACUGACAUUGCGGAAUAUUUCCGACAUCCCGUUGUGUUUGGUAGCUAAACGUGUCAUGCUCAUUGCUUACGAUACGCCAACUCUGACAGAUUACGAGCUCGAGACUAAUUGGAUGAUUUCCUCAAGUGUAAAUAGUGUUCAGCUGUGGCGGUAGAGGACUUCAGGCCUUUUUAUGGAUUUCAAUGAUAUUUUGUAACCAUGCUUCUUUUUGGCCAUGAUGUACAGAUGUAACUGUUGCCACAGGCGGUUGUUCUUGUAGCAUUGUUAGGCCUACAUUGUUUCAUGGUACUCCAUCACCCCCAAUAUUUUCACUUCUUAUGCUUGGCUACCUAAUGCACACACUUAAGUACAUAUUGUAACCUAAAGAUUACAUUUGAGUAAAUUAUACUAUUUUUGACAUAAUUGCAGCACAAAGUUUACUCAACUCUUUUUGAAACUCUCUUAAGCAGGUACCUCAAAAAUGCUGCAACAGAGCUGAGGAACACCAAUAACAGAAUGUUAAUUCUGUCAGCUAUGUUUUACACAAGGUUUCCGUUAUAAGGACAAAGAGAGUUGUCACAUGUUUUAAAGAAGGGGGGGGCAGCCUCUGACCUAUAGAAACAGGAAAUACAGCCUAUAAUGCAUUUGCCAUUCGGAAGGUUAAUUGCCCUCAUCAACAUGGUCACUUCAGAAGCUUCUUAAAUGAUUUAGGUUAUUGGUAGUUUAUUUAAAGGAAACACGUGUGGCUUUGGGAUGCGGUUUGAAAAACCACUAGAUGAACUGAUAAAGUUAUCUUCAUUUCACUGGCUAGUUUCUAUAUCUCCAUUCACAACAUGAGAUGGACUUUGAUCCUGCGCACCACUCUUACAAGUGUUGGUAUGUGAUCAGGCCUCUGAGUGGUUAAUCAGGUAUAAAGACAGGGUAAUGCCAUUGCACAUAGUCAUAAACCAAUGUCAGAUACGGUUGCCUUUUGGUUUCCAUACAAAAAAUAAGUUGCCUUUAGUGCGUAUAGAAACUAAAAAAGAAUAGAGGAGCGGCUGUCCCUAUCCAUUGUUUCUGCUAUCAAAUGUUACGUUUUAUUACCACAAAAGCAUACCUGUAGCAUUGUAGCUGAAUUUUUCACUUCCUCCAUAUCAAAUCUCUUAUAAAAAAAGAGUUUGAUGGUUCCAUAACUUAUUGUUAGUACUGAAGGUAAGCUAAUUAGAACAGUAAAGGGAAAAACUUGCUAAUAAGUCACACCACCACAUGUCACCAGUCAAAUAACAAUAAAGACAGAGUAGCCAUUUUGUGAGAUGAAAGCUGAACUUAAUUGAAUCUUCAGUUUUGGUCCACUGGGGACUCCUUCACUGGUUGUGUGUGUGUGUGUGGCCUUUGACAGUGUAAACCUCUGUGGCACACAAUGACUGCAGCCAGCUCCUUGUUAAUGUCCCCUCUGGGGUCUCAUAAUGAGGCUAGGUAUUCAGCCUGUGCCAGCCAGGAGCGUUGUUCUCAUUACACACAGUGUGUGGAGUGCAGCACAGCACAGGGGAAUUCUCCUGGGAAGGCCCUCUUCUCUCCCCAACAGGUGCCACUGAGGUGGAAAAGUCACCAGUGUUUUUGUUGUUGAAAUUUGAUUGUGUCCUUGAAAGUACUGCAUAUGUUUGUCUGUCUUAACCUGCAUCGUGGGCAAAAAUGUAUUUUGACAAGUUCUUCUCUUCUCUCCUAGGCUGAGGCCGAUGUCGCUUCCCUUAACAGACGUAUCCAGCUGGUUGAGGAGGAGUUGGAUCGUGCUCAGGAGCGUCUGGCAACUGCCCUGACCAAGCUGGAGGAGGCUGAGAAGUCUGCUGAUGAGUCUGAGCGGUGUGUACUUAUGGAGGACAGAGAGUUAGACUGUAGAGUAGACUGAGUUUUUCUUGCCUCUUACUGUAUUUGGAGUUGUUAGGGCCUUUGGGGAAAGGGCAGUUUUAGCCUAAGGGCAGCUGUAGCCUAAGUCAUGACUGGCGGUGCCACUGACCAAUUUCAACAAACACACGCUGUUUCAGUCGAGACUGAGGUCCUGAAUAAAUGGGCCGUGACGCGAGGCUCUGUUCCCAUUCCUUUGUUUGGUGUAUAAACAGCCCCUCUGUGCUGCACAGCCCAAGGCCUGAACUCUAUUGAGUGUAGGUCAGACCCUGUGUAGGCUAGGCCUGCCCUGUCAUCCCCAGUGCUACAGCAGUGCAGUAUUCUGCCCUCAGUCCAAUAAGAAAGCUGUCAGGCCCAGGCCUUGACAUUGAAAGGGCAUAUUAAAGAUUCACUAGCAGCCAGUGUGGAUGUGCACUGGGCGUACACUGCCCACCCAGGUUUAGUCUUGGACUCAAACUAUUGAUCUGAGUCAUUGAGUUACAGCGCAGUGCUGCUAUGAGCCUUGGGAUGGGACUCUUUCUAACGUCUACUUCCUGUCUGUCCCUUCCAUCCUCACAGAGGCAUGAAGGUAAUUGAGAACAGAGCCUCCAAGGAUGAGGAGAAGAUGGAGCUGCAGGAGAUCCAGCUGAAGGAGGCCAAGCACAUCGCUGAGGAGGCUGACCGCAAAUACGAGGAGGCGAGUCUCUCAGCUGCUGCAGUUGUUGGCUGCUGUCCAGCUGUCUCUACAGCCCAGCCUCCCCACACCCUGCCUUUAACCUACACUAACACCACACAAUAACAUAAUGGCACACACAUAUGAUUGAGUCUACUUUGUAAAGCAAACAUGGUGAUUUAGUCAUCUCUACCCUGACAUACCCCAAUUCAUAUAGGGUAUAUGUACAGUACACAGAUAUGUUGUGUGUGUGUGUGUGUGUAUAUACACAGCUAUUUUUGUGUAUAGAGUGUAACUCCUUGGUGUGCUGUACCUAAAGGUUGCCCGUAAGCUGGUCAUCAUUGAGAGUGAUCUGGAGCGUUCAGAGGAGCGCGCUGAGCUUUCAGAAGGGUAAGAUCUAAUGCCCCCUAACGGUAACGCUGCACUUAAUUAACAUGCAUGGAUGGAGUUAUUUAACAUUCUACUUUAACACCGCCUGGCUCAAAGUUGUUUAUUUUCAACAUGUUGCUCGCACUCGUUGUUGCAUGUACUAUUAAUUUGCGUGUGUUCCAUGUUUCGAAUGGCCGUUUUGUUUGCCACUAACAGACUGAUUCGAAGAGAGGAGGACGAGCUAAGAGUUUUGGAACAAAGCUUAAAAUCACUUACAGCUUCUGAAGCAAAGGUACUACAGACUAACAACGUAUUCUGUUAGGUCUAUCUUUAUAGACUUUUGUACUACUUCCUCUUGUCACGUUCAUUCACUCUGCUGAAUGAAGCCUCUCUUUCCUCCUUGCACCUUGCUCUGCUUUGCUAUAUUUUCCUAUGUUUGGGCAUACGCUCGGGAUAUCAUAAAACUAGAACCUUUUACACCUCUAACCUGGCAGGAACUGUGCAAGAAUAACAUCUUUCACAUGCAGUACUAGCUAGCAUUCUUAAUCUGACCAAAUCUGCAUGCUAAAAGGCAUUUAUAAAAGUUUCUCUGUAGUCUACUCUCCACCUCUGUUAUUAUUGUCACAUUCCUGCUGUGUUGAGGCACUUUGGUCUCCUUCCUGUAAUUCCCCUAGUUCAUAUUCAUUUUGUUUUAUUUCUUCUCCCCUUUCCUGCUCUCCCUCUUUCCAUCCUGUUUCCAUUUCUCAUUGGUGUCUCAAUACCCCUCCAUUUCGGCACACUUUUCUCUGGACCCUCUGCACCCUCUCCCCUAUAACACCAGCAAAUGCUCUGAGCUUGAAGAAGAGUUGAAAACUGUGACCAACAACCUGAAGUCACUGGAGGCCCAGUCUGAGAAGGUAGGUCGUCUGCUGCUGUGUUUUGGCAUGCUGUCCAAAUCCCAGCUCCUCCAAAGCCAUGCUGGAGAAGGAACCUGAAGAACCAUUUACAGCAACACUUGGUUCAUUGGAUACAGUAUCUUGCAUACAAAUUGCAUUGGUCUAAGAUUAGUCUAACUUUGUACUAAAGAUGAAAGGCAAAUGGACCUUCCAGUAUUUUUCUGUCAAUUGAAUAUAAACCUAUUGUGUCUUGUUAGAACUGAAUGAUAAAUAUCAUUAGAUGUAAGGUUUUUGUUUCAUAUAAAUAAAGUGAGUGUUUAUCUGUAGACUGGUGGGGGUGUAGCGGUUAUCUGUGGGUAGAUGCAUGACUCCUGUUUCUGCUUUUUUUUGGUCAACAGUAUUCGCAUAAGGAGGACAAGUAUGAGGAGGAGAUGAAGGUCCUCACCGACAAGUUGAAGGAGGCAAGUUUCACAACCCCCCCCCCCCCCCCUUAUCUACAGACUUUGGCCAGAGGCCAGGUUAUUUAAUUGCUGUCGGUACUGUAGGCCUACAAUAUCACUCACUGUGUGACAUUUAAAGACUGUUUGAUUCUUAAGCACCUGUCUCUCUACCACAGGCUGAGACUCGUGCUGAGUUUGCUGAGAGAUCAGUAGCCAAGCUUGAGAAGACCAUUGACGACUUGGAAGGUAUUACGUUUUUGCAGUUAAUUUCAAAACUGUACUUUGGUCUGUUGUUUGGAGUAGGCCUACAGUUUAUAGUGUCAGUUGGUCUCAUUCAUGGCCAUUCGGUAAGUGUCUAUACUUCUUUCAAAAUCUCUUCAACAAGAGGAAAUCCUCUUCCCUUCUUUGCUACACCUCAUUAAUCUAAUCUUUGCUACCUCUUAUUUCCAUUAUUAUCAUUAUAUUUUGAGCAACACGUGCCCAUUUAUUGAGUCAAUCUACUUUUGGGUUACAGCUGAGUGGAAAUUACAUUGGUAGUUGGACAUUUGACAGGUCUUCCUCUUCACUCUAUAUUUAAGAUUGUUCAUAGAUUGGGUUGCUUUUGCCUGUUUAUCUGUAACAAUGAAGUUACAUUGCAUCUGCUCAAUGAGAAUGGGCUAUUAGUCACAGUAAGGGAAAUGCUGCCCUACAGCUGCUGAUUCCAGUAAAUCAUCCAUCUGUUGGUUAAAUAAUGUCUCAUGAGGCUGUCAUAGUAUUUAGUAGGCUGAGGAAGCAGCCAUAUGGUAAUGGAAUCUCUGACAUGAGAUGUUCAAGGGCCAGCUCCAGUAAUAUGUUCACUAUUUCUUGAUGAUGCUGAAGAAUUUGUCAUGGCCUCAAUCACAUUUCUGUUCUAUCUUCUGGUAUAACGUUUUUUUCCUUUUCCACUCUGUCCAUCUCUUUCCCCCUCCCUCUGGGGUCUUACUGAUGACCUGGACACCCUUCACCCUCCUUCCCACACACCCCUCCAUUUCUGCCCCCUCCUCCUCCCUUUUGGUGCACUUGGCCCACAUCCCAAUAGAUGAGUUGUAUGCCCAGAAACUGAAGUACAAGGCCAUCAGCGAAGAGCUGGACCACGCCCUCAAUGACAUGACUUCCAUGUAA